UCGCUACUGGCAGCAGCAGGAGCCUGCUAGGCAUACGCACCGCACGGGACGAAGGAAGCGGCACGCUGUCUACAAUGGUUGCCGUCGCCGCUGCGGCGUUGCUUUGCGCGCAGCAGGAGCUGCAGCCGCGGUGGGAGGAGGAUUGCGUGUGUCUAUGUAAGGGCAAGACUAGCGCUACGGACAGCCUCGAGGACUACGCCAGGAGACUGCAGAGGCUGCGCUCGCUGCGGGACAUCUUCGAAGAGUACGCCACGGUUGACGCGGACGACGUGGGAAAGCUCAUGACUUGCGGGGACUUUCUUAGGGCGAUGCUGUGCUACAAGUACGUCCGAGUGGACGCCAAGGAGCUGAAGCGCCGCUGCGCCCGUUACAUCAACCCUCUCCUUGGUGACGACCACAGCCUCAUCUCCUUCGACGAGUUCUGCUUUCUGCUGAACCUUUUGAGCAUCCCCGCGGGCCUGCUGGACGUGGCCUUUGCGGCUGCCGACGCCGACGGCAGCGGCACCAUCGACAUGCACGAACUGGAACGGCUGGUCAAGGGACGGACCGCCAGCUGGUGUCGCGUUGGGGGCAGGGGAUGGCCGAGAGGGGUG
Molecule: messenger RNA, 593 nt
Organism: Ectocarpus sp. CCAP 1310/34
Lineage: Eukaryota; Phaeophyceae; Ectocarpales; Ectocarpaceae
Source: the annotation of a GenBank genome assembly